UUACAUCAAUUAAAUGCAUAUUUGAUCGUAGAAAAUCAAAAUCAAGUUGGCGCGAGUCCAGUAUUUCGCGCGGGCUGGAGGUAAAAGUUUUAGCGACUAAAUUUUGGUUCCUAAAGGUUCAUAUGUAGCGACUAAACCAAUUUAGUCGCGAAAAGUAUGAAUGCAGGGAAACCAAAUAAAAAAAAACCUAAUUCCCUAUUCUUCUCCUUUUCACCCGCACGUCGCCUUCACCCCGCCUUCACCCUGCCUUCACCCGCACGUCUGCACGUCGGCAUCGCCCGUUCGCCGGUUCGCCCGUUCGGUCAUCCCUUCGGCGUCGGCGUCCCAAGGAUACAAAAAUAAAUCUAUAAACUAAUCAAUCUAACUUGAUGAAGUACUUUGUAGGUCAGUUAAAAUGGACAAGAGUUGGAUGACAAUAAAAAAUAGAAUGAAGAGUAAAGAGUAUAGAGAAGGGGUGAAGUCCUUUAUUGAAUUUGCGGUGGCAAAUUUAGGCUCAGCAAAUGAUAUUUGGUGUCCUUGUGUCGAGUGCAUGAAUGACAAAAAACAAAGGAUUCAAGUUGUCAAGAUUCAUUUAAUGUUAAAAGGAAUCUCGCCUUCUUACAAGACUUGGGUGCAACAUGGAGAAUAUGCAAUUGAAGGCACAAUAUGAAAUUGCAUUACAAGCAUGUUAAGAACGUCUUACAUGUGGAUCCUUAUAGUCAUCCAUACGAACAUGUGACUCAAGAGGAUUGGCGCCACUUAAUUGACGAUGUGUGGAAAAGCAAAGAACACAAGGUGAGAUCAAAAGCUGGCAAAAAGAUUAGGAAAAAGCUUGAGUACAAUCAUUGUUCAGGAUCUCGGUCAUUUGUUGCAACAAUGACUAUACAGCCGGAGUUUAAUGGUUCUGAAAACCUUGAAUUUCCAGAAUUCUAUAAGAAAACUCAUACCAAGAAGAACAAUGAGUGGAUUGAUCCUAUUUGCGCCGUGAAACAUUCAAAGAUGUUGAGCUUGCGAGAAGAAUCUUCCUAAUCCGGUGUGCAAUUAACAUCAGAGGAGAUGUCUAGGCAGGCACUUGGAAAAAGGAAGAGAUACAUUCUUGGAUUUGGGGAUGGGCCGAAGCCCUCUUCAUCUUCUUCCACACCUAGUCGUGUGUCACAAGACCAUGUUGGGGAGUUACAGAAACUUAAAGCUGAGAUGGAGGAGAUGAAGAUGGAGCGUGAGAUGGAGCGUGAGGAGCUGCGGAGGCAAUUGGAACAGGAGAGGAGAGAGCGUGAGGAGGAAAAGAAAGAGCGAGAGGAAGAACAGAAGCAAAUUGCACAUCUUACAAGUUUGGUGACAGAGUUCUUAAAGGAAAAGACUCAAACGCAUAAGUCGUCUAUCCAUCAUGAUGGGGCCAUGUCAUCAACUGGUGGCACAAAUACUCGUUGAUACAUGGUGGAGUUAUGAGCAUGUGAAUCUAGUUUUUGGUACAUGGAUAGCUUUUGUUCAGAUGAUCAUGGUGGAGUUGUCUACAAGCAGAAAUCAGUUUUUUGUUUAUUCAUAUUUUUAUCUACAUGAUGGUUGUUUGGAUGAAUUGCAAGAUCAGAUAUUUUGGGAUUUUUAAUUUACAUUUUGAUGUGUUUGGUGAUGAUUAUCACCUUAACAUAUGGUAUGGAUGAAACAUUUUGAUGAAUGGUUAAUAGGUUUGCUUGACUUUAGACUUAUAGAUGAUGAUAUUUAUAAUGAAUGAUUAUGGAUUCUCCAACA
Phoenix dactylifera (date palm) is the source of this 1725-nucleotide messenger RNA. The record is from RefSeq and is a predicted model, not a curated record. NCBI's taxonomy places the organism in Eukaryota, Viridiplantae, Streptophyta, Magnoliopsida, Arecales, Arecaceae.